AUGCCUUUCAACGUCCUUCCUGGGCUAGCUUUUGCGGUGAGUUGUGCCCUGGGCUCAGAUUGCACGAGUGUGUUAACGCGCGCACACACACACAACGCUAAGUUCAACCAGUACCUAGUCUACCAUGCCUUAUACGCCAUCUACAUGCUCUGGCUGAGCCCUUUGGCCUCGGUGCCAGGGCCAGCUACGAGAAAGUUCUCCUAUCUUCCGUGUGCCUUUCAAAGCUUUUGCGGCCGAGAGGCCCAUGCUGUGCGCGAUCUGCAUGGCAUAUAUGGUCCAGUCGUCCGAUCCGGGUAUCGUCGCCUGCGGCCGGGGGUGCCCGACCUCCUGGCAGCUAACGGCCCUGAGCACGCUCGCCAGCGCGCUGCCCUUAACCGGGCCUUUGCGGAACGAGCGUUGCGCGAGCAAGAGCAUUACUUUCAGGACCAUAUCGAUCUGUUCCUGCAGCGUCUGGAUCUGCGCUGCGCCGCCGCCGAGACGGUUAAGAUGGUGCAGUGGGUCGAGUUCCUUGCUUUCGACCUGAUUGGAACGUUGGCCUUCAGCAGCUCCUUGCAAUGCCUAGAGAGCCAGCAGUAUCAUCCGUGGGUGACGCUGCUGAUGAACUUCUUCAAGUCAACACACUACUUCCUGACGGCCCGCUGGGGGCGCCCCGGUGGCGGGGCAGUUCCUUCCCGGGGGUACGAUCAUCAGCGUCUAUGCGCUCGCGGCAUGCUAUCACCGGGAACACUUCGCGCGCCCCGAAGACUUCACGCCGGAACGCUGGCUGCCAAUGGAGGAGCGUCCGGAAUGGGCGCGAAGCGAUCAUCUUGAAGCCUCGCAGCCCUUCUCGGUGGGUCCUCGGAACUGCAUCGGCAUGGGGACUGGCGUAUGCGGAGAUGAAGUUAAUUCUCGCCCGGCUCCUGAGUCGCUUUAAUUUCGACCUCCUGGACGAUGACUUUGCCAUUAAGAAGCAACGGGUAUACAUCAUGUGGGAAAAGCCCCCGCUACAUGUCCAGCUGCGUAGGAGAAACGACCCGGUCAUGGAGACAUUUUAGG
Aspergillus homomorphus CBS 101889 is the source of this 1035-nucleotide messenger RNA. RefSeq lists its product as uncharacterized. Lineage: Eukaryota; Fungi; Ascomycota; Eurotiomycetes; Eurotiales; Aspergillaceae. The transcript has 2 exons. The record is from RefSeq and is a predicted model, not a curated record. Bases 1 to 810 code for a protein of 269 amino acids. Gene Ontology annotation, molecular function: monooxygenase activity; iron ion binding; oxidoreductase activity, acting on paired donors, with incorporation or reduction of molecular oxygen.